ACAUAUGUACCUAAUAUUGCAGGAUGAACACGUGAGAAGUAAGAAGAUUUGAAGCGGAAAAGAGGGAGGGAAAAGAGAGAAGGUCACACACACACAGACAGAGAGAGAGAGGCAAACAUGAGUGUUGAGCUGAAGCUGGGCAGGGCCUCUGUGGGUGUGACGUGCAACGAAGGGGGGGUCGCACGUACGAGGAGGCAACGCUGUGAUCCGUUCUCGCUUCGCGUGUUUGGCCUACCGGGGAGAGACGGUUCGGUAAAAGGACAGGCUUGGGAUGGCGAUGGUGGUUUUUUUGGCUAGGUAGGGAGGUAAGGUAGGUUUUCUUGGCGGUUGGAUUGCGGGCGUUGGUGGUUGGGAUGGUGAAGAUGGUGAGGGUGAAGAUGGUGAGGGUGAAGAUGGUGAGGGUGAAGAUGGUGAGGGUGAAGAUGGUGAGGGUGAAGAUGGUGAGGGUGAAGAUGGUGAGGGUGAAGAUGGUGAGGGUGAAGGUGGUGAUGGUGAAUGGUGGUUGUAUACUGUAUCUUACUUACAUGGAUGGGUUGGUUGCUCUAUGUACGGAUAAACUCUGACUGACCCCGUCGUAAAGAUGCAUUGACACCGAGAGUUCAUCGGGAUCUAGACGCCCAAGGCCUGCCAGUAGCCUCCAUUCGGAACUGCACGUAGCCUCUUUUUGCGCACCCGCAGCAUCCAUUGGCCGGAGCUGUAUCCUCCAUCUCUC
Trichoderma harzianum CBS 226.95 is the source of this 712-nucleotide messenger RNA. RefSeq lists its product as hypothetical. Lineage: Eukaryota; Fungi; Ascomycota; Sordariomycetes; Hypocreales; Hypocreaceae. The record is from RefSeq and is a predicted model, not a curated record. Bases 354 to 563 code for a protein of 69 amino acids. The transcript has a single exon.